UGACUGAAGAAAAAAAAAAAAUAUUCCUGCGCAGCCGACGUCAUCGGGCAGCUGGCUCCGGUGGAGUCAACAUGGCGACUGCUGGUUCCGGAGGUGACGGGGAGGCAGAGACGCCCUCGGUUGUGUCGUCCAGACGUGACCCUGGUGGUGACCGGCACGGCCAAGGAGAUAAGAGCAUGAUCCAGUCAGCUAAAGUGAAAGAGAACCCCUUCAAGUACUUGCUGGAAUCUCUUGAGUGCAGUCCGGAUAAGACUUUCUUCAAUAUUUCUAAAUUGCAGGGCUUAGAGUAUGAUGCCUUGCCUUUUUGCAUCCGAGUUGUGCUGGAAGCUUUGGUGCGUAAUUGUGAUGGUGUGUUGGUGAAGGAGGGUGAUGCUAUGAAAGUUUUAAAGUGGAAAACUAACUGCGAAUGCCAAGAAAUUCCCUUCCUUCCAGCCCGUGUUGUUUUGCAGGAUUUUACUGGCAUUCCUGCAAUGGUGGACUUUGCUGCAAUGAGAGACGCUGUGAAGAAACUUGAUCGAGAUCCAAAACUAGUGAAUCCAGUCUGUCCAACAGACCUCAUUGCUGAUCAUUCUUUACAGCUUGAUUUUACUAAAUGCAGUGCAGCGCAGACUGUUCCUACCACAGCCUCAAUAGAGUCUCACAGACCAGCGUCCAAGUUCUCACCAGCUAAAUCUGCAGGUACUAAGUCCCACUGUGGAGGGCAAAGUAACUGCAGGGGAGCCUGUGAUUCAGGAACAUCAAACCGGAGCUCUCGGGAGCAGAUUGAGAACACCCCGAUGUUAUGUCCUUUCCAUUUGCAACCUAUUCCAGAACCGGAAGCUGCGCUAAAAAGUCUUGAGAUUGAAUUUAACCGGAAUAAGGAAAGGCUUCAAUUUUUUAAGUGGUGUUCAAAAGCUUUCAAGAAUGUGACCGUGAUCCCACCAGAAACUGGCACUGUGCAUCAGGUGAAUUUGGAGUACUUGUCCAGAUUAGUUAUGGAGGAAAAAGGCUGCUUAUAUCCAGACAGUGUUCUUGGUACAGAUUCUCACACUACUAUGGUGAAUGGUCUUGGAAUCUUGGGUUUAGGUGUUGGAGGAAUAGAAUCAGAAGCAGCUAUGCUGGGCAUACCCAUCACAUUAACUCUACCAGAAGUUGUUGGAUGUGAAGUGACUGGUUCUGUAUCUCAACUUUCUACUUCCAUUGAUGUUGUUUUAAGCAUUACUAAGCAUUUAAGGCAAGCUGACUUGUCUGGAAGAUUUGUGGAAUUUUUUGGAGAGGGAGUGUCUCAGCUUUCAAUUGCCGACCGUACCACAAUAGCCAACAUGUGUCCUGAGUAUGGUGCUACAGUGGCCUUCUUUCCAGUGGACCAAAUAACCCUUAGCCACCUGAAACAAACUGGUGUUGAUCCACACAGGCUAAGAAUAUUUGAAGCAUAUUUGAAAGCUGUAAAGUUGCUUAGAGAGGAAAAUGGUACAAGAAUAUCAAGGUAUUCCAAGGUUUUGGAAAUCAAUUUAAACACCAUUGUUCCAUAUGUGAGUGGCCCCAAGAGACCCCAAGACCGAGUAUCUGUAACUGACAUGAAGAAGGAUUUUGAAGUGUGUUUAAGUGAGAAGGUGGGCUUGAGAGGAUUUCAAAUUCCAUCUGAAAGGCAGAAAGUGGAGGUUCCGGUUACAUACAGAAAAUCACAAUACAUGUUGUCACAUGGUUGUGUGCUUAUUGCUGCCGUGAUCAGCUGUACCAACAAUUGUAACCCUUCUGUCAUGCUAACUGCAGGACUGUUGGCUAAAAAGGCUGUAGAAGCAGGACUCAAGGUAAAGCCGUACAUAAAGACGAGCUUAUCACCAGGAAGUGGAACAGUCACACAUUACCUCACUGCCAGUGGAGUUUUGCCUUUUCUGAACCAAUUGGGGUUUGACGUCAUUGGGUAUGGAUGCUCAAGAUGUGUUGGUAACACCAAUCCUUUACCUGAGGAAAUUGUUGCUGCUAUUAAAGAGGGGGAACUAGUGGCAUGUGGUGUUUUCUCUGGAAACAAGCAUUUUGAAGGGAGUAGGUGUAGUUGUAUCCGUGCAAAUUACCUGGCUUCCCCACCUCUGGUUGUUGCCUAUGCCUUAGCAGGCACGGUAAACAUAGACCUGCAAACAGAAGCUCUAGGGAUGAAUUCUCAGGGAGAGAAGGUCUUCCUACAGGACAUUUGGCCCAGUCGUGAAGAGGUUUUACAAGUGGAAGAAAAUCUUGUUAUACCGUCCAUGUUCAAAGAGCUGAAAAUUAAAAUAGAGAAACAAAAUACGAGGUGGAAUCUUUUGGACUCACCAGAAAGCACUUUAUUCCCUUGGGAUCUUAGAUCCACCUACAUUAGAAGUCCUCCAUUUUUUAACAAGCUGGACAAGGUCCCAGCCCCUCUGCCAGCAAUCGAACGAGCCCAUGUAUUGCUUUACUUAGGGGAUUCCGUCACUACUGACCACAUUUCACCUGCGGGAAGCAUCUCUCGUACAAGUCCUGCUGCCAAGUACUUGAUUCAGAAAAACUUAGCACCGAGGGAGUUUAAUUCAUAUGGAGCCCGCAGAGGCAAUGAUGCUGUGAUGACUAGAGGAACUUUUGCUAACCUGAAACUUUUUAACAAGAUCAUUGGAAAAUCAGGGCCAAAAACCAUCCAUUUUCCAUCAGGACAGAUGAUGGAUGUAUUUGAAGCAGCAGAAUUAUAUCAGAAAGCGGAUAUCCCACUUAUUAUUAUAGCUGGGAAGAAAUAUGGAUCAGGUAACUCAAGAGACUGGGCAGCCAAGGGACCAUUCCUGCUGGGUGUCCGAGCUGUCAUAGCUGAAAGUUAUGAGAAGAUUCAUAAGGAUCAGUUAGUGGGCAUUGGCAUCACACCUUUUCAGUUUCUUCCUGGAGAAAAUGCAGAAUCGCUUAGCCUUUCGGGAAAAGAGCAGUAUUCUAUAUCUAUUCCUGCCAAGCUAGUUCCUGGAGAGAGCCUGGAAGUCAAGACAAGCACCGGAAAGAUAUUCCAUGUGACUGCAGCUUUUAAUAAUGAAGCAGAAGUCAUGUUCUACAAGCACGGAGGAAUAUUAAGCUAUGUGGCUCGUAAAUACUUAUAUUGAUGUCAGCAAAGAGAAACCAAGAACUCUCUGAUUGUACAGAUGCUUUUUGUGUGCUUGUACUUUUCUUUCCUCCUCAAAGACUGGUUGGUGGAAAAUAAUGAGUCACUGAAGCUUCUUCCAGCACUUUCAAUAGAAGACUGGUGCUAUGGGCAUGCCUUCCUUGGUCCCAGCACGGGACAACUAACAAUCAUCACAAUUGCUUCUACUUGCACAUUAAUUUGCAGGUGAAGUUUUUGACUUAUCCUGAAGCCUUGUGCACAGUUUUGCUCUUUAAGUCCCACAACUGCUAUUUUUGGACUUCCAGUGGCAGUAUUACUGAAUAAGUGAUACCAUUUUAUUUAAUAAAAAAAGAAAAGAAAAAACAA
Messenger RNA from Hyla sarda, 3439 nucleotides. RefSeq names its product iron responsive element binding protein 2 (gene IREB2). Gene Ontology annotation, biological process: citrate metabolic process; tricarboxylic acid cycle. NCBI's taxonomy places the organism in Eukaryota, Metazoa, Chordata, Amphibia, Anura, Hylidae. Gene Ontology annotation, cellular component: cytosol; mitochondrion. The transcript has 23 exons. Gene Ontology annotation, molecular function: 4 iron, 4 sulfur cluster binding; aconitate hydratase activity; iron-responsive element binding. The coding region runs from base 72 to 3074 and encodes 1000 amino acids. The record is from RefSeq and is a predicted model, not a curated record.